UGGCGCCCGUCCGCUCCCCUCCGGAAGCGGCGCCAUUUCCGCGCCCGUUGCCAGGGAGACGCGGCGGCUUCGCUGCCGUGAGGGGCGGCCCGGGCCCGCUCCCUUUGCUCCGCCGGGAUGUUCAUCUACCUGUGCAAGAAGAUUGCAAUUCCCGGUAAUGUUCGCCUAAAAUGUAUUUCCUGGAAUAAGAACCAAGGUUUCAUAGCGUGUGGUGGAGAGGAUGGAUUGCUGAAAGUUCUAAAAUUAGAAACACAAACAGAUGAAGCAAAAAUAAAGGGACUGGCAGCUCCUAGCAAUGUUUCUGUGAAUCAAACUCUUGAAGGUCACAGUGGUUUUGUGCAGGUUGUGACAUGGAAUGAACAGUAUCAAAAACUGACUACCAGUGAUCAAAAUGGCCUCAUCAUUGUGUGGAUGCUGUACAAAGGUGCUUGGUAUGAAGAGAUGAUUAACAACAGAAAUAAAUCAGUUGUUCGAAGUAUGAGCUGGAAUGCUGAUGGACAAAAGAUUUGUAUUGUAUAUGAAGAUGGAGCUGUGAUUGUUGGAUCAGUGGAUGGCAAUCGCAUUUGGGGAAAAGACUUGAAAGGUUCCCACCUGUGCCAUGUGGCCUGGUCCUCUGAUAGCAAAGUUUUACUCUUUGGAAUGGCAAAUGGAGAAGUUCACAUUUAUGACAAUCAGGGAAAUUUUAUUGUGAAAAUGAAGCUGAGUUGUUUGGUGAACUUAACUGGGGCAUUCAGUAUUGCUGGGAUACAUUGGUAUCACGGCACCGAAGGCUACAUCGAACCCGAUUGUCCUUGCCUUGCUGUCUGUUAUGACAAUGGAAGAUGCCAGAUAAUGAGGAAUGAGAAUGACUACAAUCCUGUUUUGAUUGACACUGGCAUGAACGUUGUCUGUAUUCAGUGGAACCCCUGUGGAAGUGUAUUGGCGGUGGCAGGCUCCCUGAAAGGAACUUCUCAAGAUGCCAACAUUGUGCAGUUCUAUACUCCCUUUGGUGAGCAUUUACAUACACUGAAGGUUCCUGGCAAACAAAUAUCCUCCUUGUCUUGGGAGGGAGGUGGACUGAAAAUUGCACUGGCUGUCGAUUAUUACAUAUAUUUUGCAAACAUCCGUCCGCACUACAAGUGGGGUUACUGCUCCAACACAGUUGUUUAUGCCUAUACCCGACCUGAUCGCCCGGAAUGCUGUGUAGUCUUUUGGGACACAAAAAACAAUGAGAAGUAUGUAAAAUAUGUCAAGAGCCUUCUUUCCAUAACAACUUAUGGAGACUUCUGUGUUUUAGCGACUAAAGCAGAUGAAAAUCAACCUCAGGAGGAGAAUGAGACAGAGUCAUUUGGUGCAAUGUAUGUGCUGGUUCUCUGCAAUUCUAUUGGCACACCCUUGGACCCAAAAUAUAUUGAUAUUGAGCCAUUGUUUGUCACAAUGACCAAAACACAUGUGAUAGCAGCUUCCAAAGGAGCAUUUUACAUCUGGCAGUACCGUGUGGCCAAGAAGCUCACAGCAAUGGAAAUCAAUCAGGUAGCACGGACCAGGAAAGAAGGCAGAGAAAGGAUCUAUCAUAUUGAUGACACCUCUUCAGGAUCUGGAGAUGGGCGCCUUGAUUACAGCAGAGCUAUUGAAGGAACAAGAGAUCCAAUUUGUGCAAUAACAGCAUCUGAUAAGAUACUACUUGUGGGAAGAGAGUCCGGCACUAUUCAGAGAUACAGUCUCCCUAGUGUGGCUGUAGUGCAGACCUAUAUCCUGAACUGUCGUGCUUAUCAACUGUCUUUGAACUGCAACUCCAGCCGUCUCGCUAUCAUAGACCUUUCUGGUGUUCUGACCUUCUUUGACCUGGACGCGCGGGCAAUAGACAGCACAGGACAGCAGGUGAUAGGGGAGCAGCUGAAACUGGAACGCAAAGAUGUCUGGGACAUGAAAUGGGCCAAAGAUAACCCAGAUUUGUUUGCAAUGAUGGAGAAAACAAGAAUGUAUGUUUUCAGAAACUUGGAUCCAGAGGAACCUAUACAAACAUCUGGAUAUAUUUGCAACUUUGAAGAUUUAGAAAUCAAAUCUGUUCUUCUGGAUGAAAUAUUAAAGAAUCCUGAACACCCUAACAAAGAUUACAUCAUCAAUUUCGAGAUCCGGUCAUUACGAGACAGUCGAGCAUUGAUUGAAAAAGUUGGCAUUGAAGAAUCUUCCCAAUUCAUAGAAGACAAUCCACAUCCCAGACUUUGGCGUCUCCUGGCUGAAGCUGCUCUUCAGAAGCUGGAUCUGCAGAUGGCUGAACAAGCUUUUGUGCGUUGCAAAGAUUAUCAAGGUAUUAAAUUUGUGAAGUGUCUGGGCAACCUGCAGAGCGAGUCCAUGAAGCAAGCAGAAGUGGCAGCCUAUUUUAGCAGAUUUGAAGAAGCUGAAAGAAUGUAUCUGGAUAUGGACAGAAGAGAUCUUGCCAUUGGUCUGCGGAUCAAACUGGGAGAUUGGUUUCGGGUAUUGCAGCUACUGAGAACUGGCUCAGGGGACUCGGAUGACGCCCUCCUGGAACAGGCACACAAUGCUAUUGGAGACUACUUCGCAGACCGUCAGAAGUGGUUAAAUGCUGUACAGUAUUACGUGCAAGGACGAAAUCAGGAACGUUUAGCUGAAUGUUACUACAUGCUAGAGGACUACCAAGGACUGGAGAAUCUGGCCAACUCACUUCCAGAGAAUCAUAAAUUGCUUCCUGAUAUAGCUUAUAUGUUUGUACGAGUGGGGAUGUGUGAACAAGCUGUGUCAGCCUUUCUGAAAUGUAAUCAACCAAAGGAUGCAGUGGAUACCUGUGUGCACCUCAACCAGUGGAAUAAAGCUGUGGAGCUGGCUAAAAAUCAUAAUAUGAAAGAGAUUGGAUCCUUGUUAGCCAGAUAUGCAAGUCAUUUGCUGGAAAAGAAUAAAAUCCUUGAUGCUGUAGAGCUGUAUCGUAAAGCCAAUUAUUUCUUUGAAGCUGCUAAGCUCAUGUUCAAGAUUGCAGAUGAAGAGUCGAAGAAAAGGACAAAACCUUUGCGAGUUAAAAAGCUUUAUGUGUUAUCAGCCUUACUUAUGGAACAGUGCCAUGAACAAAUGCAAAAUGCACAAAGGGGAAAAGUUAAAGAGAAAAGUUCAGAGAGUGCUUCAGCUUUGGCUGGUUUGCUGGAAGAAGAUGUUCUUUCUUCAACUAAUCGCUUUGCAGACAAUGCUUGGCGAGGAGCUGAGGCUUACCAUUUUUUCAUACUUGCACAAAAACAGCUCUAUAAAGGGUCUGUAGAUGCAGCACUCAAAACAGCUCUUCAUUUGAGAGAUUAUGAAGACAUUAUCCCUGCAGUUGAAAUCUAUUCCCUUUUGGCGCUCUGUGCAUGUGCAAACAGAGCAUUUGAUACUUGCUCAAAAGCAUUUGUUAAACUAGAAUCCUUGGAAACACUUAGGCCAGAGCAGAGGCAACAGUAUGAAGAUCUUGCUCUAGAGAUAUUCACAAGAUACAGUCCAAAGUGUAACAAAAAGUCUGAUCUGGAUGAUGUUCUUGAGAGUGGAGAUGAGAAACUUCCUGUAUGUGUUGCAACAGGAGACUCUAUCCUGGAGUAUCGAUUCUGGAUGUGCGUUGUAUGUAAGCAUUGUAUGAAAGCCAGUGAAGCAGACAAUUAUAAGUUCUGUCCUCUGUGCCACAGCACAGUAUAGCUGAGUAUAAAGGCCCACAUAUCUUCAUUUAUGACUCCUAAAAAUAGCCUCUAAAAUGUUACCAAUGUAUUAUAUUUUAAAAUACAACUCAGGUACUGUAUUGUAGCAGAUAGUGCUGCUAAUAGAGAAACACUAAAAAAAAAUAAAACAGAAAACCCACAAGAGAAACCUCUACGGGUUCCAUUUAUGUGAAUAAACAUCCACAUUAAUAGACUCCAUUUUUGUUACCUUAAAUCUUUUUUUAAAAGUGUAACAGCAUUCUUUUCUAAUUGUAGGUUGAGCCUAGUUUUCAAACCAUGUGAGUUGAAUGCAGGUUCAUAUUAAUAUCUUUUACUCUGAGCAGGCUCCAUUUUUUUUGUCUCCGUAAUUCCAUAGGAAAUUACUGGGUUGUCUCAGAAUUCACAAUUUUGUGAAGGAAGUAAUUCCUGAGUUGAAAUAAUGCCACAAUAGUUCUGAUAAUAUUAUUGUAUAUGUUUUUGUACUACCGUUUUCCUAAAGCAAUGAUACCAGUACAGAGAUGUUUGUGCUGGUUUCUUUUGCCAAGUGUAUUUAAACCCACCAUAGCAAUAAAGGGCUUGAAAACACU
This is a messenger RNA of Myiozetetes cayanensis, 4240 nucleotides long. It is a transcript of the gene WDR35, whose product is annotated as WD repeat domain 35. Gene Ontology annotation, biological process: intraciliary retrograde transport; protein localization to cilium; non-motile cilium assembly. Gene Ontology annotation, cellular component: intraciliary transport particle A; non-motile cilium. The transcript is spliced from 28 exons. Lineage: Eukaryota; Metazoa; Chordata; Aves; Passeriformes; Tyrannidae. The record is from RefSeq and is a predicted model, not a curated record. The coding region runs from base 118 to 3654 and encodes 1178 amino acids. Gene Ontology annotation, molecular function: protein binding.